AUGGUGGCCCCAAAAGCACCACAGUUUUAUAGUCCGCAAGUAAAGCUUCGCAGCCUCACAGAAGACUACUGCGAGUUCGUGCUCAGCAACGUCAAUGCGAGCAUCGCGAACGCACUACGCCGUGUCAUACUGGCAGAGGUGCCCACCAUAGCCAUCGAGCUUGUGGAGAUAGAGAGCAACACGACAGUGCUGAACGAUGAGUACAUUGCCCACAGACUGGGGCUCGUACCCUUUGUGUCCAGCCGCGUGCAUGACAUGAAGACCAUUUAUGAGGCCACAGAAGACGAUGACUGGACAGACGUGGAGUUUACUCUUAACGUCCGAUGCACUAGGGACGAGACGAUGAAUGUGACCAGCGACGACUUGCUUCCAGCUGACACACGCUUCCCAGAUGUCAUGCCAGUGGGCUACGAUGAGCGAGGCUCCCUCACACGCAAGCACAAGAGCGUCCUCCUCGUCAAGCUGCGUAAAAACCAGGAGCUCAAACUGAGAGCUGUGGCACGCAAAGGCAUAGGGAAGGACCAUGCAAAGUGGAUACCUGCGGCCACGGUGUCUUAUCAGUUCCUACCAGAGAUCACCAUCAACCACGAUCUCAUGGACACCCUGACAGAUGAGCAGAAGCAGGCGUUUUGCGCCGCAGACCCUCGCAAGACCUUCCGCUUCAAUCAGAUCAGUAAAGCGGUGGAAAUCGUCGACCCCGAGCUGUACAUGUACGACGGCGAGGUGCUUGCCAAGGCUGCAGAGAUGGGCAAGCCCGGCCUGAUCGACAUCUGCCAGCGGCAGGACACCUUCAUCUUCAGGGUGGAGGGGACGGGGGCGCUCACCCCCGAUGACAUGGUGCUCACCGCCCUCGACGUGCUCAGCGGCAAGCUGCAGACCUUCGGCGCCGAGCUGGACAGGGAGGGGGCUGAGCUGGCGGACCUCACACACGGCAUGCUCUGA
Auxenochlorella protothecoides is the source of this 942-nucleotide messenger RNA. Its product is annotated as DNA-directed RNA polymerases II, IV and V subunit 3. Gene Ontology annotation, molecular function: DNA binding; DNA-directed RNA polymerase activity; protein dimerization activity. NCBI's taxonomy places the organism in Eukaryota, Viridiplantae, Chlorophyta, Trebouxiophyceae, Chlorellales, Chlorellaceae. The transcript has 8 exons. Gene Ontology annotation, biological process: DNA-templated transcription. The coding region runs from base 1 to 942 and encodes 313 amino acids. Gene Ontology annotation, cellular component: RNA polymerase II, core complex. The record is from RefSeq and is a predicted model, not a curated record.